GCGCCCCUUCGCACGUGGAAUUGUCAUUGUGCGGAAGCUCAUCUGAAGGUUACGGUAAACUAACUAACAACUGUCAAAAUGGAUUUUUCACCACCACCAGGUGCCAAAUUAGACGCCGCUAAUAGAGAACAGCUGAUGGAACAAGUUAAACAACAAAUUGCGCUUGCCAAUGCGCAAGAAUUGUUACAGAAAAUGUCGGAAAAGUGUUUCAAGAAGUGCAUUCAUAAACCGGGAACAUCUUUGGACAGUUCUGAACAGAAAUGUAUAGCCAUGUGCAUGGAUAGAUACAUGGAUUCAUGGAAUUUAGUGUCACGGACAUAUAGUAGCAGACUUCAGCAAGAAAGAAACCGUGCACAUUGAUUAUAUACUAUCACGAAGACUAGUGUGUCAGUUAAGGUUUUGUGUACAUUUGUAGUGGGUAAUGAUAUUGAAAUCAAAUGCACUGGCAAGUGUUUGGCGACUUCAUGUGAUAGAGAGCUCAGACCACAAGGAGUUUUCAUCCCAGAAAGCAGGAUGACUGGAUUGUUUGUGUAGCACAUUUACACCGAUUGUGGGAGCUUUUUGAGUUAAAUAUGCCUCAUGUGCAAAUCAUGAUAUUCAUGUAUCGGUUGUUUCUGCAUCAUGUGGAAACAUUUUCAGUGAUUAUUAAAUAACAGACAAUCGUAAUUAGUUUUUAAUAUCAGUAUCUUGGAACAAAUAUGAUUACAUGUAUAGGUUUUAUAUAUGAAUCGAGUGAUUUUGCCUCAUUUGUUACUAAUCAUGUACAUCCAUGGAAACCCUGUGUUAAAUCUGUUAAACUUUAAAAGUGGUUUAAUGCAUGAUAAUGUAAUUUGCAUUAAAGCAAAUUUGCAGUGUUGUUACAUGUACAAAAUGUAUAUUGUCAUACACACAAGACUCACCAGUAUUUAACUCACUUCAUUCAUUUUUCAGUUUGAUAUACAUGUACUUAGUUGCUACAUGCCAUAGAUUGUUAUAACCUGCAACAACCUACGCUAGAUCCACAGGGGAGUUAAAACUUGUGCUGAUUUAUAUAAUGUUGUUUCUAGUGUAAAUUGGGGAUAACUUGUCUUGUAGUGUUAUUAACAUUUAUUCAUUCCUGGAGACACUAAAAAUUUCAAUUUUAUGUCCCGGUAGUUUAUUUUUUGUCCGUUAUAAAUUUUAGCCCACAAAUAUCUUUUAAAAUCUCUAUAAAUUAAAGAUUCCUAAAAUAAAUUUACAUAAAAUUAAGUAAUAUUUGGUGGUAUUACUGGAUUUUUCUAUGUGUGUGUGGGGUCAACUAUUACAGUAAUUAUAAACUGGAUGAGCUUAACUGAUACCCUCACUUAUAUGUACAGUUUUAUUAACAGCUGAACCAAAGUCUACCUGUACCGACACCCUUACUGUAUAUUGGAACAAAGUCAGUAAAUCAGAACUUGUUUGCAUUACUGUAGAAUAGUUACACAUUUACUUUUGUAAAAUUUAAAACUGGUAAACCAGUUUAAUGAAGACAGUAUGACAUUGUUUCAAAAAUCUGUAUUGCCAAGUGAUUUCCUGUUUUUGAGCAUUUAUUAUUUAGAAACUUAACCUUUUACAAUAAAGAUGUUAUACAUG
Messenger RNA from Gigantopelta aegis, 1590 nucleotides. Its product is annotated as mitochondrial import inner membrane translocase subunit Tim13-like. The coding region runs from base 79 to 360 and encodes 93 amino acids. The transcript is spliced from 3 exons. NCBI's taxonomy places the organism in Eukaryota, Metazoa, Mollusca, Gastropoda, Neomphalida, Peltospiridae. The record is from RefSeq and is a predicted model, not a curated record.